CUUGGCAUCGGUUGUGGCACUGGAAUCAUGACGCAUGAGAUUGCCUACAAGUAUCCAGAGGCUACUGUCACGGGCAUAGAUCUCUCUGUCGUUCCUACAAUCCGCCCCGAGCUCCCGAAUAUACACUACCUGCAAGGUGAUUUCAACGAGCUCUUCCAGGCGGGUAGAUCGAAUUCUGAAACCGCCCAGUACCAACCCGAGAUCUUGGAUUACAUAUUCUCUCGUCUCCUCGUUAUAGGUAUGCCGCACUGGCAGUUCUAA
This is a messenger RNA of Mytilinidion resinicola, 261 nucleotides long. RefSeq lists its product as uncharacterized. The transcript has a single exon. The annotation marks the transcript as partial. NCBI's taxonomy places the organism in Eukaryota, Fungi, Ascomycota, Dothideomycetes, Mytilinidiales, Mytilinidiaceae. The record is from RefSeq and is a predicted model, not a curated record.